GAUCUUUCAAAACUCAAAGCGUGCAUCUCGUGCGAUGAUGAUGCUUGGUGUCAUCGUACUGCUCUCGACAACGCUCGGACUAGUGUCAUCCUCCUCGCACCGCGCGGCGGUGCCGCAAACCUCGAAGCAGCGCUGCUUCCCCGAUGACUUCCUCCUGGGAACGGCCACGGCCGCGUACCAAGUAGAAGGUGGGUGGAACCUCACCGGUCGCACGCCGAGCAUUUGGGACGACUUCUGCCGCAGCCGGGACAACGUCCAGUGCGCCAACGUCGCCGACGACAUGAUCCAUCGCUAUGUGAGCGACAUUGCGAUCAUGCAGGCCAUGGGUCUGUCGUCGUUUCGGUUCUCGAUCUCGUGGUCGCGGGUCAUGACCUGGCACGACGCGACACAACGCAUGGUGCGCAACGACGCAGGCAUCGCCUUCUACCACGACCUCCUGGACGCGAUGCGCGCCGCCCAGCUCACGUCCGUCGUGACGCUGUACCAUUGGGACCUCCCGUCCGCCCUGCACACGCACAUGAACGGGUGGUUGAACGCGUCCAUCGUUGGCCAUUUCAACCAGUAUGCAGAGUUGAUGUACGACGAGUACGGUGCCAAAGUAGACUUUUGGACGACUUUCAACGAGCCCUGGUCGUUCUGUGUGGGCGGCUACGGCGGCGGCUGGCAUGCACCAGGCAUCAGCGACUCGGACACGGCAACGUACGUGGCCGCCCACCACGUGCUCCUAGCCCACGCCACCGCCGUGCAAACCCAUCGAUCCAAGCAUCUUACAUCCAAGAUUGGCAUCACCCUCAACUCGGACAUGGCCCUGCCGCUCGAUCCGACCGACGACCGCGACGUCGAGGCCGCCGAGCGCAAACUCCAGUUCUCCCUCGGGUGGUUCCUCAACCCGAUCGUCCAUGGCGAUUACCCCGCCGUGAUGAAACGGCGCGCCGGCCACCGCCUUCCCCGCUUCACCGCAGCCGACUCGGCCUUGCUCACGCAAAGCUACGAUGUGUUCAUGUUGAACCAUUACUCGACCAACGUUGUCACAGAUUGCGCGUCGACCACGUCUACCGUAGACUGUGCGUCGCUAGCUCAAGGGUGGAAUCGAGACUUGGGCAUCGACGGCGUCCGCAUCCCCGUCGGCGCGCGCCCAGGCAAUGUCAACACCAAAGGGGAACCCCUCUGCAGUUGGUUCAACGGGUACCCCCAAGGGUAUUUGCCGCUCAUUCGGUGGAUGCACGCGUUUAACAAGUCGGCGCCGAUCCUCCUCACGGAAAAUGGCUGGUGUGGCCACAACGUGGUGGACAACCCAGAUCAGCUGUGGUACUUUGAGUCAUAUUUGGCCCAGGUGUGGCUUGCAGUGGCCGAGGGCGUCCCUGUGAUUGGCUACACGGCGUGGUCUUUCGUCGAUAACUACGAGUGGGGCUCGUUCGACCCGCGAUUUGGGCUGUUUCACAUCGAAUUUCCCCCUGAAACUGGAACCGUCGACGGAUUUGAGCCGAAAUCCACCGAUUUGAAACGGACCGCGAGGCCCGCGGCGACCUGGUAUGGCCAAGUCGCGUCGACCAAGUGCUUUCCGCUGGACGAACAAGCCCAAGGGCCGACACCAUCGACGGACCCGUUGACGUCGUCGACGACAUCGCACUGGGUGCAAGGCGCCGUGACCGUUGGGUUUGUGGGUCCGAUGCUCGUUGCUGUCAUGGCUCUGGCGGCGCUCGUGUAUCGCAAGCAGCAGCAGCACCGUUCAAGCGAACAAGCUGGAGAAAACUCCCCCCUCGUGCCCAAACACUGAUAACAGGGUUGUGGUAUCUAUCCUACAGGCAGUAGUUGAGUAACUAAACGUUAGUUAAUCAAUGCACACGAGUAUGUUGGGUCUGCAU
This is a messenger RNA of Aphanomyces astaci, 1865 nucleotides long. RefSeq lists its product as hypothetical. NCBI's taxonomy places the organism in Eukaryota, Oomycota, Saprolegniomycetes, Saprolegniales, Verrucalvaceae. Gene Ontology annotation, biological process: carbohydrate metabolic process. Gene Ontology annotation, molecular function: beta-glucosidase activity. The record is from RefSeq and is a predicted model, not a curated record. The coding region runs from base 35 to 1777 and encodes 580 amino acids. The transcript has 5 exons.